This is a messenger RNA of Onthophagus taurus, 4385 nucleotides long. RefSeq names its product Cytoplasmic FMR1-interacting protein Sra-1 (gene Cyfip). Lineage: Eukaryota; Metazoa; Arthropoda; Insecta; Coleoptera; Scarabaeidae. Gene Ontology annotation, molecular function: small GTPase binding. The record is from RefSeq and is a predicted model, not a curated record. Gene Ontology annotation, biological process: regulation of actin filament polymerization.
GUUAUAAAGAAUAUAGAAUGUUCACAGUAAAACCAGACAGAAGAUGACGCAAAACGUGUGUUAGCAGCCUAAGUAAUUUGCCGCACCUUUUGCGCAAAUAUUUACGAUAAGAAAAACGCGAUUCUCAGAAAAGUUUUUCCGCCAAAAAAGUGUAGUUACUCAUAUCAAAGCGCCAUGUUCGAAUUAACGGUAAAUUGUACCCAUAAAAUUGAUUUAAAAAACAUGAUAGUGAAAGAAUAAUUAAGUGAUAAUUAAUGGUUUAGAGUUUAAACACUUUAAACUUUAAACCGCGUCCUUUUGUGACGAGUACAAUUAUUUAAAUUGCUGUGAAAAUGGCUGGAACUGAUCGAGUAUCCCUAACUGACGCCCUAUCAAAUGUUGAUGUCCUAGAUGAAUUGCCUUUACCUGAUGAACAACCAUGUAUUGAAGCUCAACCUUGUUCAGUGGUUUAUCAAGCAAAUUUUGAUACAAAUUUUGAAGAUAGAAAUGGUUUUGUUACUGGGAUAGCCAAGUAUAUAGAGGAAGCAACUGUUCAUGCAAGUUUGAAUGAGCUGUUGGAGGAAGGACAGGAACAUGCUGUUAUGUUAUAUACUUGGAGGUGUUGCUCAAGGGCUAUACCUCAACCCAAAUCAAACGAACAACCUAAUCGAGUUGAAAUUUAUGAGAAAACAGUUGAGGUUCUUGGCCCCGAAGUCAAUAAAUUGCUUAAUUUUAUGUAUUUCCAGCGCAAAGCUAUUGAACGAUUCUCACAAGAAGUAAAACGAUUAUGUCACGCUGAAAAACGUAAAGAUUUUGUAUCAGAAGCGUAUUUAUUGACUCUUGGAAAAUUCAUAAACAUGUUCGCGGUAUUGGACGAAUUAAAAAAUAUGAAAUCAAGUGUAAAAAACGAUUACUCCACUUACCGCAGAGCUGCGCAAUUUUUAAAAGUAAUGUCGGACUCUCAAACGUUACAAGAAUCCCAAAAUCUGUCGAUGUUUCUAGCGACGCAGAAUAAAAUUCGAGAUACGGUGAAAGAAAAUUUAGAAAAAGUACCCGGUUACGAAGAGUUAUUGGCGGACGUCGUAAAUAUUUGCGUGCAAAUGUUUGAAAUGAAAAUGUACUUAACGCCCGAAGAGAAACACAUGCUUGUUAAAGUAAUGGGAUUUGGGUUGUUUUUGAUGGACUCGGAAUUAUGUAACAUCAAUAAGUUGGAUCAAAAAAAGAAAUUAAAACUUGAUAAAAUCGAUAAAAUUUUUAAAAAUUUGGAAGUUGUACCGUUAUUCGGUGAUAUGCAAAUAGCUCCAUUUAAUUAUAUCAAACGUAGUAAACAUUUUGACCCAAGCAAAUGGCCGUUAUCAUACUCAAAUACGCCGUCGCCACAAGCCGAUUUAAUGGUACAUCUUCCUCAAGUCCGCGAAGAACAUGUUAAAUAUAUCAGUGAACUCGCAAGAUAUAGCAACGAAGUCACCACAACAUACAAAGAAAGCGGAAGCGAUGAUGAAAAUCGCGAAACCGCCGAUUUAGCUUUAACAGGUCUUCAAUUAUUAUCCGAAUGGACAAGUGUGGUUACAGAAUUAUACUCUUGGAAACUUUUACACCCCACCGAUCACCAUCAAAACAAAGAAUGCCCCGUCGAAGCUGAAGAAUACGAACGAGCAACCCGAUACAAUUACAGCGACGAAGAAAAAUUGGCUCUGAUUGAAGUAAUUGCAAUGAUUAAAGGUCUUCAAGUAUUAAUGGCACGAAUGGAGACCGUUUUUACGGACGCCAUUAGAAGGAAUAUUUACGCGGAACUUCAAGAUUUCGUUCAGUUGGGAUUGAGGGAACCUUUGAGGAAGGCUAUCAAAAAUAAGAAAGAUUUGAUAAGGUGUAUUAUUACGUCUGUUAGGGAGAGUUGUGCGGAUUGGCAACGUGGGAUGGAUCCAUCUUUAGAUCCAGCUUUAAAAGGAAAGAAAGAUCCUGAUAAUGGGUUUAGUAUCAAAGUAGCGCGAAGAACUGUAGGUCCAUCAUCAACUCAACUUUACAUGGUUCGAACGAUGUUGGAAUCAUUAAUAGCUGAUAAAUCGGGCGGAAAGAAAACACUUCGGAAAGACAUAGACGGACAGUACCUGAUGCAAAUCGACCAAUUUCAUAAGACAUCAUUCUAUUGGAAUUAUCUGCUCAAUUUCAGCGAAUCUUUACAGAAAUGUUGCGAUCUAUCGCAAUUGUGGUAUCGCGAAUUUUAUUUAGAAAUGACGAUGGCAAGGCGAAUAAACAAAUGUACGGUUAAACAUAACCACAACGAAGAAUGCAACGAUUUGAUAACGAUGGAAAAAAGAAUACAAUUUCCAAUAGAUAUGUCAAUGCCGUGGAUUUUAACUGAUCAUAUAUUAAAAACCAAAGAACCGUCAAUGAUGGAAUACGUACUUUAUCCGUUAGAUCUUUACAAUGAUAGCGCUUUGUACGCUUUAACGAUAUUUCGAAAACAAUUUUUAUACGAUGAGGUCGAAGCGGAAGUAAAUUUAUGUUUCGAUCAGUUUGUUUAUAAACUAAGCGAACAAAUUUUUGCUUAUUACAAACAAUUGGCUGCGAGUAUUUUCUUGGAUAAACGAUUUCGAAUGGAAUGCGCCGCCUUAGGGGCUUACAUGUUACCAUAUCCGCGAGCGAAUCGUUACGAAACGCUAUUAAAACAACGUCACGUGCAAUUAUUAGGUCGAUCAAUUGAUUUAAAUAAAUUAAUCACACAAAGAAUUAACGCGGAUAUGCAAAAAUCAUUAGAUUUUGCUAUAAGCAAAUUCGAAGCUGGCGAUAUAACAGGAAUAAUGGAACUGGACGGAUUGUUACAAGUAAAUCGUCUUUGCCAUAAAUUAUUAAGUAAAUGGUUGGCGUUGGAUGAUUUCGAUUGCAUGUUUCGCGAAGCGAAUCACAACGUUUUAGCUCCAUAUGGGCGCAUAACAUUGCAUGUAUUUUGGGAGUUAAACUAUGAUUUCUUGCCUAAUUAUGUUUAUAACGCAGCUACAAAUCGUUUUACAAAGUAUAAAGGUCAAAUUACAUUUUCCGGGCCGAUACAACGAGAUAAACCACCACAAAUUUCCCAUAAUUAUAUUUGGGGUACGAAAUUUUUAAAUAUCGCGUACACAACUCAAUAUCAACAAUAUAGUGGGUUUGUUGGACCUCAACAUUUCCAUACAAUGUGCAAACUGUUGGGUUAUCAAGGAAUCGCCGUCGUUAUGGAAGAACUAUUAAAAAUCGUUAAAAGUUUAAUUCAAGGAAAUAUUUUACAAUUCACAAAGACCUUAAUGAAUGCAAUGCCACAAGGCUGUAAAUUACCCAGAUACGAAUAUGGGUCACCCGGUAUUUUAGGUUAUUAUCAUGCUUAUUUAACUGAUAUCGUUCAAUAUCCAGAUGCAAGAACGGAAUUCUUCCAUAAUUUCCGAGAAUUUGGAAACACAAUCUUGUUUUGUUUGUUAAUGGAACAAGCUUUGUCACAAGAAGAAGUUUGCGAUUUAUUACAAGCGGCACCGUUUCAAAAUAUCUUACCUCGGCCUUUUUGUAAGGAAGGGGAAAAGCCGGAAACCAAACAAAAACGAUUAGAACAAAAAUAUGCCGCAUUGCAAAUUGUUACGAAUAUCGAAAAAUUAGGAACAGCAAAACAAGCAAUGAUUGCGCGCGAAGGUGAUUUAUUAACAAGAGAACGCCUUUGUUGUGGUUUAUCAAUAUUUGAGGUCGUUCUAAAUCGAUUACGAAGCUUUUUAGACGAUCCGAUUUGGGUGGGACCGCCCGCUAAAAAUGGUGUUAUGAACAUUGAUGAGUGUACGGAAUUCCAUAGGUUAUGGUCCGCUUUACAAUUUGUUUAUUGCAUUCCAGUAACAGAAACUGAGUUUACAGUCGAGGAAUUAUUUGGUGAAGGCCUUCAUUGGGCUGGUUGUACAAUGAUUGUACUCUUGGGUCAACAAAGACGAUUCGAAGCGCUCGAUUUUUGUUAUCACAUUUUACGCGUACAAAGAGUUGAUAUGAAAGAUGAAAUAGUUAAAGGAAUUAGUUUGAAACGUAUGGUGGAUCGUAUAAGAAGAUUUCAAGUGUUGAACUCUCAGAUAUUCGCAAUUUUAAAUAAAUUUUUAAAGGCGAAUGAAAGCGAGGACGUUUCCGUCGAGCACGUGCGGUGUUUUCCACCUCCAGUACAUCAAGGCGUAUCUAAUCAACAACAACAUUAUUACGCACCAGAACAAUUAAGACAUUAACAGUGACUAAAUAACAUUAAGUGAACUGAAUCCCUGAAUAAUUUUUUUUAAGUGCAACCCGCUUGUAGAUCAGAAAUAAUGUAUCUUAUGAUGUAUUUAUGACUAUUAGUUUAUUUAUAUUUUACGUAUAUUCGUCAUUUGUAUCAAUAUUAUAUCUUAUAUAAUAAAAAAAUAUUAAAUACAUUA